This is a messenger RNA of Emericellopsis atlantica, 837 nucleotides long. RefSeq names its product ERV/ALR sulfhydryl oxidase domain-containing protein. NCBI's taxonomy places the organism in Eukaryota, Fungi, Ascomycota, Sordariomycetes, Hypocreales, Bionectriaceae. The transcript is spliced from 2 exons. Gene Ontology annotation, cellular component: mitochondrion. The record is from RefSeq and is a predicted model, not a curated record. Gene Ontology annotation, molecular function: flavin adenine dinucleotide binding; flavin-dependent sulfhydryl oxidase activity. The coding region runs from base 146 to 688 and encodes 180 amino acids.
AUAUGGUCUUAUCGAUAAGACAUCGUCAUAGCCUUGAAUCUUCGGCUCCGACGAACUUUGAGCUUACCAAUGCGUUCGCGCCGAGGAAUUUCACACAUGGCAACAUCCUUCUCUUAGACACUCGCUGAAGAAAUCCGGGGACGAUAUGGCUCCUGAGGAUAAAGACCAGCAAGGUGACGCCAAGGCAACGACCUCGACUGCUGGGGGUUCAGCUGGCGCACCAUACACCAGGCUACCGAAUGGCAUCAUCGUAGACAAGGACGGCAAGCCCUGUCGCUCCUGCAAUUCGAAAUCGGCGUUCUCCGCCUUCGCCGCGCAAGCCACCAAGCAGUCGAAGAGACCCAAAGUCGAGUGCCCACCAGACGUCGAAACCCUGGGCCGCUGCUCGUGGACUCUUCUACACUCCAUCGCCGCUACAUAUCCUGAGAAACCGACGACGUCGCAGCAGUCGGACGUCGUGUCGUUCGUCAAGCUCUUCUCGAAACUGUAUCCGUGCUGGGUAUGCGCGGAAGAUUUCCAAGGGUACAUUGCCAAGAGCGCGCCCAAGGCGGGGAGUAGAAGUGAAUUGGGAGACUGGAUGUGCAAGGCACACAACGAUGUCAAUGUCAAGCUGGGAAAGCCGACGUUUGACUGCAGCAAAUGGGAGGAGCGUUGGGUGACGGGCCCCAAAGAUGGGAGCUGUGACUGACGUGGUGCCAACGUGGUCGCUAAGCUCAGGUACCACGAACCUGCUCAGCUUUGCUAUUCCAUUAGACGGUCGGAUGCUGUACGUUGACCUAUUAGACGGCUACUUUGGGGCGGCACAGAUGACUGGACCAUGUGUAUGAAAGCGUUUGU